Cottoperca gobio is the source of this 2006-nucleotide messenger RNA. It is a transcript of the gene rab38c, whose product is annotated as RAB38c, member of RAS oncogene family. The record is from RefSeq and is a predicted model, not a curated record. Gene Ontology annotation, cellular component: trans-Golgi network; phagocytic vesicle; lysosome. Gene Ontology annotation, molecular function: GTPase activity; GTP binding. Gene Ontology annotation, biological process: phagosome-lysosome fusion; endosome to lysosome transport. The transcript is spliced from 4 exons. NCBI's taxonomy places the organism in Eukaryota, Metazoa, Chordata, Actinopteri, Perciformes, Bovichtidae. The coding region runs from base 274 to 897 and encodes 207 amino acids.
CGAAGUAAACGGAAUACAGACUGUCAUGUGUGAUUAAACGGGUGGACUGCAGUUGUUACAGGCGAGCUUGACCACUUCUUUCGCACAUCUCGAUGAUAUUGGAUCAUAAUAACAUAUUUUGUUAGUGUAUUGGACUGAAAGAAAUGUUCUAGUCUGAUAACAUGACUUUAUAGCAAUUUUACAUUUGUGUUGCGAUACCUGUGCACCUUCAUAAAGUUACUAUUAUUCUCCAAGGAGUUUUUUGUUGUUGUUGCUGCCUGCAGAGCUGCAGCCAUGCAGCAGGAGCUUUUGUUCAAAGUCCUAGUCAUCGGAGACUUGGGAGUCGGAAAAACGUCCAUCAUCAAGCGGUACGUGCAUCAGAUCUUCUCCCAGCACUACCGAGCCACCAUUGGGGUGGACUUCGCUCUGAAGGUGCUGCAGUGGGACAAUGACACUGUGAUCCGGCUACAGCUGUGGGACAUAGCAGGACAGGAGCGGUAUGGGAAUAUGACUCGUGUCUAUUACCGGGAGGCGGUGGGAGCGCUGGUGGUGUUUGACGUGACGAGGGCCUCCACGUUCGACGCCGUGCUGAAGUGGAAGGACGACCUGGACUCCAAGGUGACCCUGAACCAUGGGAGGCCAGUUCCAGCUGUACUCUUGGCCAAUAAGUCAGACCAGCUGGCUUCACAGCAGCCCAAACUGGACUCCUUCUGCAGGGACAACGGCUUUGUUGGCUGGUUCGAGACCUCUGCAAAGGAAAACGCAAACAUCGAGGAGGCAGCGCGCUGCUUGGUGGGGAACAUCCUUAACAACGAGGAGAGCCCGGUGGUAGAGCGCGACCCCGGCUCCCUCAUCCUGUCUGGAUACACGAGCACCACGAAGGAUCAUCUCAACUGUUCGUCAUGUGUGAAAUGGUGACUCCUGACCAAUCACAGGCAACCAGGAAGUCAGCUGUGAGGCCGCAGAGUUAAGUUUGGUCCAGGGACUGUUUUGCCCUAAGCCAUAGUGAUUAAUGAAGAUCUUUGUACCAAUGUUGCCAAUGAUAUUUGGUUUUGCUAAAAUGUUUGACAUGAUUCCUGCCGAUCCUUUAAAAAGUAUUUUAAUUUAUUUAGUUUUUUUGUCUGUUUUGUUAAAGAAUGUUUUAGAUUGUUCAUCCUUUUUUGCCAAAGAAAUUGUACAGUAUUAUGUUUUUCUCUAAGAGGUAUUCAAAUGAUUAUUAUCACUGCAUUUACAUUAGUUACAUUUGCACAUGAAAAGUACACCAUUUCAUAUCUAUUAUCAAUAUCUACACUUUUGUACCUUUGCUUCUCUUGCUUGCUUUGAACGUAUUUAACAUUGUGCCUUUGACAUUUGGCUCAACUGCAGCUCCUAAAACUUUGGCACUAAACUCAGACAUAAAAACUAGAAAGCUUCUUUCUCUUUCGCUCAUCAUCAUGCAGUCUGCUACUCGGUCGGUGGAAACGACCGAGCAAAAUGAAGUCUUUAAGAGAUAUGAGAACAGCUACAACUGCAAAUGCUGAAAAUGUCCUAUUUGUCAUGCAUAUUGUGGACUUAAUAUGAGCUGACUGUACCACAAAGGCCUGAGAUGCAUUUUUAAUGACGUGAACUAGAACUUCAAGCUAAACCUUGUGGUUACAAAGCAGACAGCGUCUCCAUCCACCCAGUGUUUACAAGCUUUAACUGCAUAAAUGCAUUCAGACUCACAUAUAUCUAAUAUGUUAACACAGACUGAGCACGAACAUUCAUUUCUGACUUUUAAAUCAGUACUAAAAGUUCUGCAUUUUGGGAAAUAUGCUCAUAAGCUUUGUGGCGGAGAGUUAGAUGAGAAGCUUGAUCUCUUGGUAAACGGGUAGCAGCCAGUUAGCUUCGCUUAGCGAAAAGACUAAAAGCCUGGCUCUGUCCAUACAAAAACAUACCAGCACUUUUAAAUCUAAAAAAACUAACGUGUUAUAUCUUGUUUGUAAAAUGCAUAUUAAAAACUGGAGAGUUUAAAUGUAAAUUCACCUGUUUAUGAAUGAAUAAAAAUG